Molecule: messenger RNA, 1818 nt
Organism: Polychytrium aggregatum
Lineage: Eukaryota; Fungi; Chytridiomycota; Chytridiomycetes; Polychytriales
Product: survival motor neuron interacting protein 1-domain-containing protein
Exons: 3
Coding region: 88-1620 (510 amino acids)
Biological process (GO): spliceosomal snRNP assembly
Cellular component (GO): SMN complex; nucleus
Source: RefSeq, a predicted model, not a curated record
AUCCAGCCCGGCAUCUGCAGCCCAUCGCGAUCGUUCCGUCUGCCAUCGCACACUCUGCCCAUCGUCCGUGUGCCCUGCGCCAGGACCAUGGCCCCGAAGCGCUCUCGUCAUGACGGCCGCCGGAGCGGCCAGCUGAACGACGACGACGAUAUCGAACAAUCGCUCAAGAAACGUGCCUUCCCGCUCCAUGAAUACGAGGAGCAGCUGGCCGGGGCAGCGGAUACCCCGGCCGACCCAGAUGCGCCGCCCAUGUCGGCCAUCGAGUACCUGAAGCGGGUGCGCACAGAGGCCGAAAUGUACCCGUCCUUCAAGACAGCCGUGCUUGAGCCGCAUCUCCAGCAACAGUCGGCCCCGGCAGCUUCUGGGGCGGCAAAGAAUCCCCUCGACAUUCGGGCCAUGUACUUUGGAUCGCCUCAGCUGCACCAGGAGCCUGCAUGCGCCAUCAUCUAUCGCCCGUCAAAACUCUGGAUCGACCAGUUCAUCCAAGACUUUUCCGUGUUACACGCUGCGAUCCAGAAGCAGUAUCUACACCAACGAUCCAAGGCAAAGCCGGCGAUGCGGCUGCCAGCGAUCGGCGACGAGAGGGGCUGGAAGCGAAUGAUCUUGGGCAGAAGCCAGGUCUCUGAGCGGGUCGACCCUCUCCUGAGCAUCCUCAACGUUCUCGAUCAAAGCAAGGUCGUCAUUCUGCUGAGCCACUGCCACCGCUGGUGUCAGAACUCGGACUUUGAGAAUGUGCUCCAGAGCCAGUGGAUGUUUGCCUUGCUGCUGCGGCUUGACCCGCUGCUGACCUCGGACCAGAUCACCGUCCUGCGAGACGUGUGCAGAAAGUGUAUCAAGCUGCGAGCCGAGCUGGAUCCCGAAACAACUGACCCAGGGGCAUCCAUCGUUGCCGCGCUCAACAUCGUCAUCUCCAUCAUUUCUGUAUUCUUUGGACAAAAGGAUCUCAGAGAUACCGAGUUCUCCGACUCCAAGUGGGCCGAGAACAUGGCCAGGGACUACCGAGGACGGAGAGAUGGAUCACAGCCAUCGAUAUCGCCACCGCGUGGUCGUCCGCACGAUUCCGAACAUUCGACGCUGCAUGCCAGCGAGUUGGUCGAGCCUCGGCAACGGGGCGGAGCCGGGAUGGAGCCGAGCGACGACGCAGAAGAUGGCGAACUGGUCGAGCUGGAUGACUUCGAAGACGUCCAGGUUCAGGGCCGAAUGGAUAGUGAACCAAUGAGGAACGAAGCCGGACAGACAGACGUUUAUGGCCCAUCGAACGACGACAACGACAACGACGACAACGACAACGACGACAACGACAACGACGACGGGGUCAAAUCGACGAAGAUGAAGAGGGCGAGAUGGUGGCAUGAAGCUCAAUGUCGCCUGCAGUCCUCGUUCAUGGCUGGCAUUUCCGGAGGAGCACCUCGAGGCUGCACAGCCCACGAUGGAGGCGUAUACCACGAGACAGCAUCGACUGAUCAUCAUCAACGCCGGCGCACUCGGUUCGACUUUGGGAGGCUCGUGCUCGCCGGUGUGUCUCAUCAAUCUCCUCGAAGGGAUGGUCAACUCAGGAACAGUCGAGAGUGGACACCGGGCACAUCGCUAGCCCAGCGAGGCGAGACCCAACGACACUGAGGAUGUAGGGCGAUCGCGAUGGAUCAAUGCGGCCGCAGCGCUCUGUCUCGCUGUGUGAGCGAUACGAUCUGCAAUAACACGGAUCACCUCCGAGUGAAGACCUCCAGUCGCCCUCCGGUCUCCACAGUCGACUUGCACUGCCCCCUGGGACUAGAUGCAUAGCGCUUGCCUUGACGCCACGACGCCUUGCCAACGACA